Molecule: messenger RNA, 1433 nt
Organism: Acaulospora colombiana
Lineage: Eukaryota; Fungi; Glomeromycota; Glomeromycetes; Diversisporales; Acaulosporaceae
Source: the annotation of a GenBank genome assembly
GUCUCGCUCAAUGUCUCGUUCCAAAUCACGAUCGAGGUCCCGUUCAUUUUCUACGGGCUCUAGUAGGAGUAGAUCACGGAGCGUCAAGGGAAAACGCAAAGCAGGGAGCGAAAGUAGUAGAAGGAGCAGCCGGAGUCGAGACGAUAUGCGUGAUAGUCGUUCUAGAAGUAAAUCGCCACCCGGAAUCUGAUAGAUUACAAACCCAAGCUCAAAAAGGAACAUUUUCACUCAAAGAAUCUGUAUCCGCAACAAAUGGUCUAAAUAGUCAUCUUGAGUACUCUCUUUCUGAGCUGGCGAAGCGCUACGAGAACGCAUCUCUGCAUCAUCAAAAGGAGGUGUUGCUGUACGCAGCAUAUCCGCCUGAGACAGCUGUCAAGACCACCAUGUCCCAAGCGAUUCAACAGCUCGUUCUAGAGACCCUUGAUAAGCAUAAUACCAUUGAUGAUACCAGAAAGCUAAUCCUUCCUGGAGAGGCUUCUCCUGCCGCCACUCAGGAUGCACAAUUGGCCAUCAUCGCUGCACUCAACUCGCUUUUGUCGAGAAACGUGAACAAAUCGCAGAGCAAGGGUCUCAUGAAGCCCGAGUGUGGGCAGCACUCUCUGAGAAAGGAGGGAGCCCUGUAUCGAUCAGAGAUCUCAAGGCAAAAGUUGGCGAUGAAAGCUCCAAAGUCGGACAAGGUAUCCAGUAUCCAAGAUGCCACCCAGGAAGAAAUGAGGGAAGUCGCGUCCACGGGCACACUGGCGGCAGGAGAUAAAGCCCUUGCCGAGCUUAAGAAACGAAAGCUGAUAACCCAAAGGUAUGUUCGCUUAUCCCGCGGCUCAAUGCAUGACUCAUUGGAUACUCAGGAAGGGCCAAUGGUUGCUGAUGAUUUGAGGAUGAAGAAUAAUUCACGCUGCCUUCAGGGGGUCAUGGAAGACAUCUACGAAUAUUUUCUUGGAGAUGGGUUCGUGGAAUCUGGGUUCUGGAACUUUGAUACCUUGUUCGUGCCGCAACAACAUCCAGCCAGAGAUCUUCAAGAUACCUUCUACAUCUCCGACCCCGCAGUCUCGCUACCACCCCCGAAGGAGUAUUAUGACAAAGUCUCAAAAGUUCAUGCGGUCGGAGGAUUUGGCUCAACUGGUUAUCGUGCACCCUGGUCCGAUGAGGACUCGCAAAAACUUCUCUUGCGGACACAUACUACUGCCCGAUCCGCUUAUAUGUUAUACAAACUGGCAACACGGCCAAAAGGACCCAAUGGCGAAGAAGGGGGGUUCAAGCCCGUCAAGAUGUUCUCUAUUGAUCGCGUAUUCAGGAAUGAAGCUACAGACGCUACUCACUUAGCAGAGUUUCAUCAAGUUGAAGGUGUUGUUGCUGAUAGAGGUAUCACGCUUGGUGAUCUGAUAGGUGUGCGCGAUCCUGAAUCUCGGGCGCAUCUUCACUCAUCGAAUCUAUAG